Messenger RNA from Ilyonectria robusta, 612 nucleotides. RefSeq lists its product as uncharacterized. Bases 1 to 612 code for a protein of 203 amino acids. The transcript has a single exon. NCBI's taxonomy places the organism in Eukaryota, Fungi, Ascomycota, Sordariomycetes, Hypocreales, Nectriaceae. The record is from RefSeq and is a predicted model, not a curated record.
AUGCCUUCAACAGACAGCCUGCUGCAGCUCCGGUCAAAUGCACCCGGCUUACCUGGGCCAUAUCUCCAAGAAAACUUGGCCCCGUACGAACUGCUCGACGCAAUGGGGAAAGCGAGGCCUCGGUCCAUUCUCGCGAUCGGUGGUCGGGUAAAGAGUCAAUACCUAGCCCGGGAAUUUUCUACCACACUCGACCAUCACGAAACACCGUCGGUAGCUCUUACCUCCCUCGAUCACAAGACGAUAUGGCUAGAUUGCGAGCUUCAUUCUCAUCAGAUGCCCCGAAUUAAAGCCAAAUCUUCCAUUGCAGGAUAUUCUCGUCUCCAUUUUCUCAAUUCCACCGCCGCUCGAGUGGCCAAGAUUGCCUACCCUAUAUACACCGACGUGUUGGCAUUAUUCAGCGACAUCACAACUCUCUCCUGUAAAAAUCUUUUCUUGGCAGCCACUGUUAGUGCGUUGCUAAGGUGCGGGGUUUGCACAGGCCACUUUUACUUGCAACAGCCUUUAGCGCCCAUCUGGGCACUAACAGGCACACAAUCUGAGGAAUUAAGAGAGUUGGCCUCACCUUGUGUUGCUCGUGCCAGGCCCAAGAUGGCUUCAGAACCAAGCUAUUAA